Messenger RNA from Lethenteron reissneri (Far Eastern brook lamprey), 2041 nucleotides. It is a transcript of the gene DRAP1, whose product is annotated as DR1 associated protein 1. The record is from RefSeq and is a predicted model, not a curated record. Gene Ontology annotation, molecular function: protein heterodimerization activity; RNA polymerase II general transcription initiation factor activity; core promoter sequence-specific DNA binding. Gene Ontology annotation, biological process: transcription by RNA polymerase II. Lineage: Eukaryota; Metazoa; Chordata; Hyperoartia; Petromyzontiformes; Petromyzontidae. Gene Ontology annotation, cellular component: nucleus; negative cofactor 2 complex.
CCACCCCCCCCGGUUCAACGUGGCCGCCGCCUCCACUACAACCACCGCAGCAGCAGCAGCCGCCUCCUCCUCCUUCGCGAUGCCGUCCAAGAAGAAAAAGUACAACGCCAGGUUCCCGCCGGCGAGAAUAAAGAAGAUCAUGCAAACAGAUGAAGAAGUCGGGAAAGUGGCGGCUGCUGUCCCUGUCAUAAUCUCUCGGGCCCUGGAGCUGUUUUUAGAGUCUCUCUUAACCAAAGCCUGCCAAGUAACGCAGUCUCGAAAUGCGAAGACCAUGACCACAUCCCACUUGAAGCAGUGCAUCGAGGCCGAGCAGCAGUUUGAUUUCCUGAAGGACCUCGUCUCGUCCGUGCCCGACGUUCAGGGGGAGACGGAGGAGACCAAUGCCGACGGAGAGAAGGUCGUCAAAAGGGGAAGACCUUUGGCAAUUCGCGACCGGGAGUUCUGCAGGGACGUCAGGAGAGGUGGCCCAGGACGAAAAAAUUCAAACGGAGAGAGGAGUGGAGUUGGAGCAAAAUCCAAAGACAAGAAGCAGUCUGAGUCAGACUCAGACCAGGAGGAGGGUUCAGAGGAGACCGUGUCGGAGGAUGAGGACGAGGAGGCGUCGCAUUCCAGUGCCGACAAAGCAGGAAACAUGGCAAAAACGAUUCCAGCCGUGUACACGGCAACGAGCCUCGCUGGAGCGAGCGUGCCGGGCUGCCGCUUCUUCCCGCUGCCUGUGCCGAGCGUCGCCAUGCCGAGCGUCGCCAUGCCGACCCCGCCGGUGGCGCGCCCACCACCGGCGGCCGACGGCGACGACGAUGAUGACGAGGACUACGACUCCUAGGGGCGGCCGAAAGUCGUUCCGUUUUAACCCCCAUUCAACACGUGUACAAUUCAUUUUCUUCACCCACCACCCAUGUAAUUUUUCCCAUUUGUUUUUCUUUCUAUACAAUGAGAUUUUGCGAAAGCAAGAAAACGCAGGAUUUUUUUUGUUCCGUUUUUGGUGUUCGUGUAAUUACUGGCGUGGAUGGGGGGGGGGGGUUGAGUUUGGCAGUCGUUUGCAUUGAUUCCAUUUGUGCUUUGCACAAUUUAAAGUGCUGGUGUAGGUAAGGAAACAAUGGCUUGUGAUCUUUAUUUUUUCCUUUACUCCCUUACCUGCCUAAACUUAACAAAUGUUAAUUUGGCACGAAUGGGUCAGCAGGUUGGAAUGCAGCGAGUAGGAGAUGUUGCAUUGAUCGUCGUGCCACUCCAGGUAGCAUUGCAUGACGCAGCAGUGCUAGCCCGAACGCUUGUCUAGCGAAUUAUUAUUUACAUUUUUGGAACGUGUUCACUUUUGAAAAUACAUGUUAUCGCACUUGUUUAAUCUAACUCUUGGAGCUGGCCCAGACAUUGGAACCAAUGCAAAGCCACCGAAUGUCAAACUAGUCAUGUGUACAUAGAGUUUUGUGACUUGGGUUUUAUUCCUGCGGAUGUUUUAACUUUUUAGAUUUGUAAGCCUUGUAAAGAGUUAAUUUGGUUUUACUUGUGCUUCUCAUGCUGUGUAUGAUGGACAGUGCCCUCACAUAUACACAUAGUACAACGUGGCCGUGAUUCCCCCAAGACGUGUUGACCCGAUUUCUCCAGACAUUGUGGUUGAGAGAUAUAGAGAAAUACACUGUUGUUUGUAUGACCUGAGAAUUUGUAUAGUUGUCCUGCAUCGUAUUUGCGGCGGUGCUCAGCCACUCUGUAAGAGUGAAGCUAAUUUGGGGUCGUUGCUAAGGACAUUGGAACAGAUGUUUAAUGGGUGUCGAUCCAUAAAACCGGUUGUGAUAACUAAAAUGGUUUUAUUCAGUUUUUGGUUCACAAAAUAUAUUGUCCAAACCACUUCAGUUAAUAAAUUAAACUUUUUUCUAAAACUAUAAAACUCCUUCAGCCUGAUAUAAUUAUUCGGUGUUAGAUGUGUCACAUCACUUCGUUCCGCAGCUUUCACUUUAUGCCUCAUUUCCACAGAAUGCCAAUGUCCCACUUUCACUGUCUUGAUGUACGGUUGCAGUUAUACACCACGUAAAUACAUUGCAUUUCG